Plodia interpunctella (Indianmeal moth) is the source of this 10430-nucleotide messenger RNA. RefSeq names its product Lysine demethylase 5 (gene Kdm5). The transcript is spliced from 33 exons. The record is from RefSeq and is a predicted model, not a curated record. Gene Ontology annotation, molecular function: histone H3K4me/H3K4me2/H3K4me3 demethylase activity; DNA binding. Gene Ontology annotation, biological process: regulation of DNA-templated transcription; chromatin remodeling. NCBI's taxonomy places the organism in Eukaryota, Metazoa, Arthropoda, Insecta, Lepidoptera, Pyralidae. Gene Ontology annotation, cellular component: nucleus; chromatin. The coding region runs from base 211 to 5133 and encodes 1640 amino acids.
UCAUUUUCGCAUGGCGGACGUGCAAGUGGUUUCUGUUUUGUUGGUGAUAAAAUAAAUUCAAUAAAUAACUCAUUGUGGUCCCUUAUGGAAAGACUAACUCUCAUGCUGCUAUUUCUUUGUGGUCGUGCAUUAUUCAUUCCUUAACGUUAGAUUAUGUCCAUGUGUCGUUUAUAGUUGCAUUUUGUGAGAACUGCAUAGUUUUUCUCAAAAAUGGGAAAAUGUGAUGAAGCUAAUGUCGAAGUUAGUAUGGGGGACUCGGCGUCCCCCAUGAAACCUGAUAAUUUUACAUUUACUGUGCCCCCGGAGGCUCCAGUGUUCGAGCCAACGCCAGAAGAGUUCCUGGACCCACUGGCGUACAUCAGCAAAAUAAGACCCAUCGCUGAAAAGUCUGGAAUCUGCAAGAUAAAACCACCAGCGCACUGGCAACCCCCAUUUGCUGUGGACGUGGACCGGCUCCGCUUCACACCUCGGAUACAGAGGCUAAAUGAGUUGGAGGCCAUAACCCGGGUGAAACUCAAUUUCCUAGACCAGAUCAUUAAAUUCUGGGAGCUUCAGGGCUCCGUGCUGAAGAUCCCCACUGUGGAACGGAAGCCCUUGGAUUUGUAUGCCCUUCACAAGAUUGUCAGGGAAGCGGGUGGUUUCGAACUAUGCUCGGCGGAGCGCAAAUGGUCGAAGAUCGCGCGCCGCAUGGGCCACCCCCACGGGAAGGGCAUAGGUUCGAUUCUCAAGAACCACUACGAAAGGAUCCUGUACCCGUAUGAUGUGUUUAAGAGCAAUGGCGCCAUUGGCGAUAAUAAGGAGACGAAAAUCGAAGUGAAAGGCGAGCAAACCCCAGAGAAGAACAACACUGCUACACGCAGUCGCUCAGCCACCAAGUGUCCCCCCGCGGCCGCCACCCCUCCCCCCGCGCGCCGCUACAAGACCUCCGACCCGGAACCCACGGCAGAGGGGAGUCACACUGAGGGGGCGCUGGCUGGCGCUGAUGAUGAGAAGAAGGUGAAAUCGCCAGUCAAGUCGCCGGUCAAGGAGGAGGGGAAGAAAUCACCGGUGAAGGAAGAGAGUCCUGAGACUAGGAGGAGUCCCCGCGAGAAUAAAUGGAUGUCGGCGGCGGGCAGCUGCGGCGCGGGGUCCCGGGUUCGGGUCCCGCGCUCCACUCGCCUGCGGGAGCACCGCAUGUCCAACAUGACGGUGUCGGUAACGCCCGCACCCCCGCACGAACACACGCUGACCAACCCCGACGAUCCGCUGGCAAAAUACAUGUGCCACGUAUGCGGACGCGGCGACAUAGAGGAGCAGAUGCUACUCUGUGACGGCUGCGACGACUCCUACCACACGUUCUGUUUGGUGCCGCCGCUCGCUGACGUGCCCAAGGGAGAUUGGCGGUGUCCUGUGUGCUUGGCUGAAGAGGUGUCAAAGCCAGCCGAAGCGUUCGGCUUCGAGCAGGCGUCGAGGGAGUACACGCUGCAACAGUUCGGGGAAAUGGCCGACCAAUUCAAGUCCGAUUACUUCAACAUGCCAGUGCAUAUGGUGCCGACGUCGACAGUGGAGAAGGAGUUCUGGCGCGUCGUGUCUUCCAUCGACGAGGACGUCACAGUGGAGUACGGCGCUGACCUUCACUCCAUGGACCAUGGAUCCGGGUUCCCCACGAAGUCCAGCGCGCACCUGUACCCCGGGGAACAGCAGUACGCGGAGUGCGGCUGGAACCUCAACAACCUGCCCGUGCUCGAGGGCUCCGUGCUCGGCCACAUCAACGCCGACAUCUCUGGCAUGAAGAUUCCCUGGCUGUACGUCGGGAUGUGCUUCGCUACGUUCUGCUGGCACAACGAGGACCACUGGAGCUACUCCAUCAACUACCUCCAUUGGGGGGAACCCAAGACAUGGUACGGCGUCCCCAGCUCAAAAGCGGAGCAGUUCGAAGCGGCCAUGAAGGCGGAAGCUCCCGAACUAUUCCAGUUACAACCGGACCUGCUCCAUCAGCUGGUCACCAUCAUGAACCCCAAUGUGCUGAUGAAGGCUGGAGUCCCUGUUUAUAGGACGGACCAACACGCAGGGGAAUUCGUGAUCACCUUCCCGCGCGCGUACCACGCGGGCUUCAACCAGGGGUACAACUUCGCUGAGGCCGUCAACUUCACCCCCGCCGACUGGCUAAAAAUGGGUCGCGAAUGCAUCGCGCACUACUCCACGCUGCGCCGCUACUGCGUGUUCUCGCACGACGAGCUGGUCUGCAAGAUGGCGCUGGAGGCCGACAGCCUCAGCGUCUGCGUGGCCUUGGCCGCGUACAGGGACAUGCGCACCAUGCUGCACGACGAGAGGAAGCUGAGGAAGUCUCUCUUGGACUGGGGCGUGACGGAAGCGGAGCGCGAAGCGUUCGAGCUGCUGCCGGACGACGAGCGGCAGUGCCACCUGUGCAAGACCACGUGCUUCCUGUCGUGCGUGACGUGCGCGUGCUCAGCGCACGUGGCCUGUCUGCGGCACCACGCGCAGCUGUGCGCCUGCGCGCCCGCCGCACGGAAACUUCGAUACCGCUACACGCUGGACGAGCUGCCGGCGAUGCUGGAGAAGCUGCGCAGCAAGUCUGAGCAGUUCCGCGCGUGGGCGGAGAGCGUGCAGAACGCGCUGGACCCGCUCACGGCCAAGUGCUGCGACCUCGACGGGCUGCGGGCCUUCCUUCGUCGCGCCGCUGAUCUCAAGAUGCCAAAAACGGAGCUCGUUCGCGCGCUUGAAACGGCCAUAGAGGACGCAGAAAAAUGCGCUUCAGUGAUCGCUCAACUGGACCUCAACAAGAUGAGGACCAGGACUCGACACCACGACCCCAAGUACCGGCUGACGCUACACGAGCUCACUCUGUUCGCGGCUGAGAUAGACGGCCUGGCGUGUGUGCUGCCUGAAGGGUCAGCAGUAAAAGAGGUCCUCCGACAAACAUCAGAGUUUGAGAUGCGAGCGACAGAGCUGCUCAAUCAGGAUUUGGAUAAAUUCGAGCCCUCCUACCUUAGGGAACUCGAGGAGGUGGUAGAAUUGGGGUCGCAGCUGUGCAUCGUCCUGCCGCAGCUGCCGCCGCUGCAGGCUCGGCUGCAGCAGGUCAAGUUCAUCGAGGACGUCAGGACAUACCGCGCCGACUGCGCGACCUUGACCCCUGAGGUCAUCGACAAACUCUUACAGGACGCCGCCAAUGUGGUACCAGACCACAGGGUGGAAAUGGAGAGGGCAUUAUUAUUUAAACUAAAGGGUGAAGUGGAGGAUUGGGAAAGUCGCGCCCGCGCGGUGCUGAUCGACACGAGCAAGCCCCGCGACCCGGAGUCGCAGUACACGACGCUGGCGGAGCUGCGGCGGCUGCUGGCGGCGGCCGAUGACGUCGACGCUGCGCUGCCCUCGCACCACGCGCUGCAGCUGGCCGCCGCGCACGCCACUGACUGGUUGGCUAAGGUGGAAGAAAUGCAAUCAAAAGACUUAUACCCCUACAUGCACAGCGUGGAAGCGCUAGUUCGUCGAGCGCAGCAGAUUCCUCUGUUGCUGUAUGAGAAGGACCAGCUGGCUGCUGCGUUGCUGUCGGCCAAGGACUGGAAGAGGGGCGCUGCGGAAAUGUUCCUUAAAAAGAACUGGCCGUACUCCCUGCUGGAGGCGCUGUCGCCGCGCACGGCGCCGUGCGCAGGCGCAGGCGCUGCGGCGCGCGGACGCCGGGGGCGGGCGGGGGCUGGGGCGGGGGCGGGGGCGGCGGCGGGGGCGGGCGCGGGGUCGCCGCCGCCGUCGUCGCUGGAGGCGGGGCUAUUCCUGAGGAACUUCAGCGAGGACUCCACGCCCACAGAGAUCGUGGCCGCCUUCAAGCAGGCCGAGCACAGGGAGUUGGCCGCUAUCAAGGAGCUCAGAGCACGCAACAUGCGCAAGGAAGUUAGGGCUCCGCCCGCGGCCGGCGUCACCUUCUGCAUGUGCCAGAAGCGGCAGUACGGGGUGAUGACGCAGUGUGAACUCUGCAAGGACUGGUUCCAUUCAAGUUGCGUAACGGCCGCGAACGCCGGCGAAGAAAGGGAAUCUUCACCUGAACGCACGGAGCUGCCCUUCUCAGCCGAACCCAAGUUCCUGUGCCCGGACUGCGUGAGGACCAAACGGCCGAGGCUGGAUCGCAUACUGGCUUUGUUGGUGUGGCUGCAGAAGCUGCCGGUGCGGCUGGCGGAGGGCGAGGCGCUGCAGUGCGUGACGGAGCGCGCGAUGGCCUGGCAGGACGCGGCGCGGGCGCAGCUGGCCGGCUGGCUGCCGUCGCCGCCGCCGCCGCCGCCGCCGCAUGCGCAGACGAAUCGAGAGAAAGCAGACAAACUGAACGCAGAACUGAAGAAGGCGACGGGGCGAGCGCACGAAGCACACAAUACGUCACAAAAUUCUAGCAGGUCGUCGGCGAGCGUGGAGCACGCGUACAGCGCCUCGCCGCGGCCGCGGUCGCCGGGCGCGCGCGUGCCCGGCGGCUUGCUGCACAAGCUGGAGGAUCUCAUGCUGGAAGGAGAUUUACUCGAGGUCCGAUUAGAGGAGCAGUCGCAGAUCUGGUCGGCGGUGUGGGCGGCGCGCGCGGCCGAGGGUCGCCGCGCCGGCCGCGUGCUGGACGCGGGGCGCCGCAAGCGGCCGCAGCGGCAGCCGCACCAGCAGCACCCGCUCAAGAGGAGCCGGGGGCUCCACGCCGCAGCCGUUCCCAAGACAACGUUAAAACGAGGCUCUGCCACCACCACAAAUUAUUUAAAUAGGAAACAGGGAGCGUCGUCGGGGUCGGGGCUGAUGAUGCGCAAGCACUACAUGGCGCGCCAGGAGCGGCGCAAGCGCACGCUCGCCAGGAGCGGGCGGCAAGCCAGGCGCGGUCAGCGGUCGGCGGCGACGUCGGCGACGUCGUCCGCGUCAGCCUCGGGAACGCGGCGCGGCGUCAGCGCGCGGCGCAGCAGCUCGUCGUCGCAGUCGUCCGCUGACGAUGAUGAGGACUGCGCGGCCGCUGACUGUCUCAGGCCCACUGGCAAGGAAGUGGACUGGGUGCAGUGCGACGGCGGCUGCGACCAGUGGUUCCACAUGCACUGCGUGGGGCUCUCCCGCGCUGCGCUGCGCGACGACGACGAGUACGUCUGCGGCGCCUGCGCAGGCCGCAGGAACAACGACCAAUAAGAUAUCACAAGAUUCAACGCACGAGUGGAACAGUGAAAGUUAUUGUGAAACUUUUUGUGAGUUUACAGUGUUAUGUGCUGGCGAAAAGCGAAAGUUAUAUACGAGGAGUAACAGAGUAUGUAAGUGUCAAUGUUACUGCAUCUUUGUGGCAUAAUUCAAGUGAGAUAUUCCCGGGAAGACGGAUAGUUGAACUGUUUAAUGCACCAUUUACAAAAUAAACAAUGUGUUUAAACAUUAAAUGAGCGCAAGGGCAAUUUCUUCCAGCCUCCUUUGGGUGGAAAGAGAAAGAAUGAACCAUGAGAGUGCAGUACACUUGAUAGUAUAUGAUUGUAACAGCUUGUGAAUAUUGGAAUAAUAACUAUUCAUGUUAUUAACAAAAAUCUAAAGUACAUAGUACGGGAAUUCACUGCACCUUCAAAACUCGAAUUAAAAUUAAAUAAUAAUGUUCUAAAAUGUAUCAAAUGACUAAAUUCCAUGAACGCACGAUUUCGACCAAAAUGGUCUAUAGAAUUGACCAUUACAAAUUUAUACCAAUAUCAAGACUUCGCUAGAUAGACUAGCUUGCUGGUGUGUAUGCAUUUCCAUUGUUACAUCAGCUGAAAAUAAACGGGACAACACUCAAAGGCCCCCACUAAAAGUUGUGGAUCAAAUGAACAGAGACAAGCAUAUCUCAUCAAGAACCGCAUACAAAUAUUUGUGGAAACAGAUAAUUUUAUUUGCCUGCACUGAGACAGGAAAACUAAGCACGAGUAUUUGAUAACGUGGGAAAGACACAAGGCUUGAAAUCGCCAUUCGUGAUUCACAAUCUGCUAAACGAGCUUGUUAGUAACACACAGCAAAAUAAUAUAUCAGAUUUAUUAGAAUUAAUUCCAUACUUGUUUCAUUGUUACUUAACAAUAGAUCGACAGUAGUCAGAAAUAUAUUUGAUGUUGUAGAUAUUGUCUACCGAGUGGUUGAAAUUACAGUUAGAUGUAAAACAGCACUUACAUAAUGGUUAUGUAACGUUUGUUGUCUUUAUCAAAGUUAUAUUAGCAAAACAUCUCUCUGGUUAGAUAUUUGUCCGCGUAUUUUUUUAUUUGCAAAAUGAAAUCGUUAAUAAAAGUACAUAGAUAUCACACAUAUAAAGAGCAGCGAUCUUUUAACCAUUUAAUCAGAUAUGCGCUGCGGAAGUUAUUUCCAAAAUACACUACAAAAAGUAACUUAUUGAAAUUAGUCUUUGUUACACUUUGUCAAAGUUUGUUGGAAAAAAAAAGAGACAAAAUAGGUCAUAAAACGUUUUAUAACCACUAUGUCGACUAUGUGCGCCCUAAGGACCCUAGAGGAAGAUAUUUCUACCGCUCGGUCACAAUAAAUAUGUGUACGUUACCCGCCCCCAAAAGUUAAGAACGUGUCAAGUAGUUUUGUAUGACCUUGACUUUUAACAGAUACAGUAUCACGUCACUUUAACGCUCGGCUCUGUCUACCCCGUGUGGGGUACAACACUCUAACUCCUUUUGAUAAUUAUAAAUUUUUACUGAUGUUGUAUUGGUUGGAUAUUUAUUGACACCUAGUGGAUUUGCAUUUUUUUAGUUUGAAUGAACCGCCUCAGAUCUUUUGCUUCCUGUCGUCAAAUGCAUUCAAAUAAAUAAUUUUAAUAAAAUACUGAGUCCAGCGUUAGGGGUAGGGUAGUUUGGUCAGGGUCCAACACAUUUCAAGCCAAAUCAGUUUUGGUCAUAGUUAUAAUCUCUUUGUCAAUUUCCCAAUAAGUAUACAUUUUACGUAUGAGAAUGUCAUCGAAAAGAGCUCUGCUUUUAAAUUAAAAGAAUAAGGUUUUUCGUGUGCAUUAGGCAGCAAGCUCUCUUGACACGUUCGCAAUCUCAUCCCCUAAAUCAUAGCUAUUUGUUGUUGAAAUUAAUGUACUUGUUUACUUCUGUACUGUAGGAGGUUGGAAGGCCAUUUUGGAGAUUUACCGUAUAGUACGUGCCAAAUGAAGUGUCAAUAAGGACAUUGACCUAUUCAUUGUCAUUAGAGUUUUUUUUUUUAAUUCAGGAUUUGUACUCACGGUCUUAAGGACUGGGUAAAUUCUUAUCAAUUAAACCACAUUUUUAAAGUUACUUUAAUGAAACAUGACAUGGAUGGCGGCUGUCGCCAGUGAAUUCGCCGCAAAAUUUUGACGUUUGAGUUUUGCUCAUGUCCCGCGCACGUGCUCAUAACACAAAUGUCAACAUUUGUUCGAAAACAACGCCUGUUUCGCAACACCAACGCCCCUAGCGGCGAAAUAAGGUGAUAUUUGUUGAUUGCCUAAAAAAUACUAAAAUGCCUAUAAGUAAUACGCGGCUCGUCUCAUAUUUUCAUUGCGUGUAUUAAUAAUAAAAUAUACUAAAUAAAUAUAAUAAAAAAAUUUAAAGGUCAAACUCCGUUAUUAACUGCAUUUGGCAAUACCACCAUAGCAGCGUAAGCGAAAUUUUUGUACGGAUAGAAUCGGCGGUUAAUAUCAGAAAGAGAAUUUGUAAAUAUUUUUUUAAUAAAAAGAGAUAAAUUUAAAAUAUUCGGAAGUGGUAGUGUAAGCGUUUGACGAAGCUCCAUUUGUCUACUGUCACUUGUGAUUGAGCACUGAGUUGCGAUGUAAGACUAUUAUUUAUUAGAUUUUUUUUAUAUAAUUCACUUGACUGUAAUUUACGCUGCGUUCGCAUUUACUAGAAAUUGAUUUACAGUUUUUUUUAAAUUAUCAUGUUACAAAAUACAAGUCCCAAAGAUAAAUGUUACAUAACUAUAAUACUCACGUGUUAUUAGUUUUUCUUUGUUUUUUUGUAGUCUUAUUAUUACGUUUUCGUAAAAAAUAGAUUAACCAAAUAAAAAUAGAUUGUUUCGUAUUGUAAUUUAUCUCAAUUAAUCAUUGGAAUUCAAUUUCGUAGGAAAUGCAAACGCAGUCGAACGCUUUGUAGAAAACUUGUAUAACUAAUUUCUGUCGUUAAAUUUCUAAUGCCGCAGAGGUUUUUGUAUUGAACUGUAAAUAUUACUGUAGCUGAUGUACAUUUGGGGGUUCACUCGUCUUCGUUAGUCUUUGGUGAGAUUUACCAUUCAAAACGUGUGGCUAACUUGGCGUAAGCUGAGGGUAUGGUCAAACCAAUCAGUAAUGAUGCUGUAUGUGACGUCAAAAUAGUUUUAUGACGCAUGGUCUGGUCAAGUUCCCGCUAUCUUCUGAGUAAUGAAUGGAGUAGAAUUGUGAUAACAUGUCAUUGUACUUCUUUCCGCCUGCUUUUGAAACGUACUUUAGAAUCGCGUGAAUGAAAUCACUUGCAUGUUCGUCUUGAGGUGCAUUUACACCAAACUAACUAAUGGCGGACCUAACCAAUGGCUGCCCCGCGCGGUCACAGACUGUCCAGCCAUUGGUUGCACAGCCAGGGUGACCAUAGAGAUAGAAUUACCAUUUACACAUAAUAAAGGCGGUUGUCUUUAUACAACGGACUGGUUUGACCGUACCUUAACUCAAAAUGUAUGUGUAUGAAUCGGACAUUGAUAAGAUAAUUUAUAGACACGACGCCUUGGAACUGAUUUAGAUGAUAAUUACAUACAGCGCAUAUCGACGCAUGUUGACGUGUCUAAAACUUAUGCUAUCAAUGCCAUCAGUCUUAUUUCUCAAUAAAUCGUUUUAUUAAUGGACAAAUACAUUUGAGAUAAUGAAAUAAAGACGCGAUAUACAUCUAUCGGUUUAGAGCGGUUGUAAUCAUGAUUUUUUUUAAAUGUUAUGUUGUAAGUGAUCUAAAUUAUACGACGUUGAAAAAUGGGCCUUAUUGCGGGAGAUUAAAGUAGCAUCUCGAUUUGUUAAUUUUUUUUACGUAUUCGGAGCGCUAUGACAAAGUUUGUAAGCAAAAUUAAAGUACCUGUUUCGUCAUAUUCUGAAAAUAUUAUUAUACGAAUUAGAACAAUUAUUGUCUAAUAAAAUAUAUGAAAUAUAUUAAAUGUUAUAUCGUAACAGAAAAUGACCGAACAGGUUAGCAAUAUAGCUUAAGCCAUUGCGAUGUAGUCCAAUUUUUGAUUGUUUUUUUUUUAGUUCUAGACAUUUAAAAACGGUCGGUUGCGGAUGUGUAACCUUAUAUUUAUGAACAGUGAGUUCCUCUCGUUCAUUAAGUUUAUGGGGCUGGCGUUAUGUAUAAACAUUACAUAUCGUAUUAAAUACCCAAUAAUAAACACAGGAUGUAAUAACAAAACACAUCAUCAUUCAUUACUGCACAUGAAAGAUAAUUAUGAGAUAUACUGAGCUGGGGGGUUACCACCAUCUCUUAACGCGAUUCACUUUACGACCUAAACUGAUCUGCAUCGCAAAUUCAUACUAUCAUCGACUUAAUUUUUUGUAUGAAUGCGAUUCAUUUUAGGUUCCUAAAUUGAACUGAGUUGCAUUGGAAUCGUUCUGUAAAAGUUGAUGGUAAGCCUGCUGAGCUAAACUGAGAGUAUGGAAGUUGACCAAAUGACUAAAAGGAUUGGCAAUUUUCGGCAUGUGUGAAAGUAAAUGUGGCAUUUUAUUAAUUUUCAGAGUAAUUUUAUAAGAGAAAAAAUUUUUAAUGUUAAGAUUUUUGAACUGCCGUACAUGUCAUAUUAUUCUACGAAAGAAUAUUAACGUUUUAUAUCGAAAAUCAUUAGGGUAAAAAUUUAUAAAAUCGAUUGAUUAAUAUUCGAAAAUUUAAAAUCUAAAAGCUUGUAUGAAAGGUACACGCCGCGUCGCCCGUUUUACAAAAUGGCUGUAUAAAAUUGUUAGUUUCGCCUUUUUAAUAAAAUAAUGAUCUCUCGACGAGACGACAUCACACGCUUGGGACACCCCGAAACAGCAUUAAAAAACAAAAAGUAUAUUUUUGAUUAAAGAUGCACAGAUAAGUUAUAUUCAGCGAUAAUGACAACGGGAGAAUCUACGAUUUUGCAUGCAUUCUUUUAUGAGUAAACAAUAGCAUUAGACAUGUUUGUUACUACGAAGAAGUUAAUAUUUAUGUACUUCGUAAUUGUAUGUAUGUUGUUUUCGUGUAUGUGCGCUAUCUUGUAUCAUAAAUUUUAUAUUUUCAACUUUCGGGUGAGCUGGAAAUUCAUAUUAUUAUUUUUGAAUAUUAUUUUCAAAAACUUAUUUUCUAUAUUUUAAAUCUGUCAUCGUAAUGGGGUUUUCCAAGCUGAUCUGAAGUUUUUACGGUCGGAGUGUGUAUGAAUUUGUUGUACAUAAGUUAGGCUAAGUGUGUCCCCGACCUCCCAACCGUGCGGCCGCUCUCGGUGUGUCCUACGGUUGGGCGGUCGGCCUGUAUCGUGUACCAAAUAAUAUAGAACAUUAUAGAAAA